AUGGCGUUUCGCACAGGUUGCGAUGCCAUCUGGUGCAGGGCAUUCUCGCUCUCUCUGGAAGGAGAAGCCUUGAAGUGGUUCGAUUCACUCCCCAACGGAACCAUAGAAAACUUCAAGAGCCUAAGUAACAUGUUUAAGAGUCAGUUUGCGGCGUGUCGAGUGCAGGACGCCACCAUCGUUGACUUGAUGAACCUGAAACAAGGUAAAGAAGAAACCCUCAAAACCUUCAUGGACCGGUUUCAGAAAAUCGUUCGACGCGUCAAGGGACUCAGUACGAAGUUGGCCUUGCAACACGUGAUGCCCGGGUUGAGGCCCGGACCAUUCAAGGAUAGUAUCUGUCGGAAACCCCCCAAGACCAUGGAAGAGUUGCGCCAGAGGACGGCGGACGAGAUCAGGGUGGAAGAUAUGAAACAAAAUUAUCGAAAGGAGCUUCAGGAGAUGAAAGCGGAGAAGCAGGAGAGUAGACGGGACGGUCAAAGCGGCCGUCCGGGUAACGCUAAGGGUCGGGAAGGACCCCGAAAUCUCCGAUUCCCACAGUACACACAGUUGAACGCCCCUCGGGCCCGAAUAUUACAGGAGUCGCUUAGCGCGCAGAUAAUGCAGAUCCCGCAGCAGCGUCCAACUCCCCCGGGAGCGGACAAUUCCAAACAUUGCAUGUAUCACCAAAAUAUGGGCCAUAACACCGAAGACUACGUGACGCUCAAGGACAAAAUCGAGGAAAUGGUUCGGGCCGGCUUAUUACAGCGGUAUGUGAAAGGAUACCAAUCGGGGGGAUCUCCUGAUAGAUGGGAGAGGAAGGAAUACAUGGGGCGAAGCUCCCCCCGGUAUGAGGAAAAAAGAAAGUACACGAGGAGUCCUUCGCAGUUUGAGAGGAAAAACUGGUCGUCGGAUGGCCGAGGCAAUCGAUAUGCGGGCCAUGGGAGAAACGACGCUCAGCGGAGGUCGCGAAGUCGAAGCCAAGAGAGAGGUCGAAGCCGCCCUUUGAGAGGAGUUAUCAACACUAUCUCCGGCAGGUUCGCCGGGGGAGGACAAUCCUCGUCUACCCGUAAAAGGAGUAUUAGGACUCUGCGGUCAACACACGGUGUGGAGGUUCUGAAGAGAACGAUGCUGCCCAUCACUUUCACGGAUGAGGAUUUCCACGCACCCGACCCGGAACAGGACGACCCUAUGGUCAUCACGGUCGAGAUAGCACAGUACGAGAUAAGUAAAGUGUUGGUUGAUCAAGGAAGCUCGGUAAACAUCCUCUACUGGAAGACUUUCCAGCAGAUGGAUAUUUCGGAGGAUCUGAUAGUACCGUUUGGGGAGCAGUUGGUCGGAUUCGCCGGAGAGAGAGUUGAUACUCAGGGUUAUUUAGACCUGAGGAUACGGUUAGGGACCAACCGCUCCAGUGAAGAAAAGAAAGUUAGAUUCUUGCUGGUAGAAGCAAACACAUCUUAUAACGCCCUUCUCGGUCGUCCGUGUCUAAAUCUAUUUGGGGCCAUAGUGUCUACCCCCCACUUAACGCUCAAGUAUCCUACCUCCCACAAGACAAUCUGUACCGUGCGGGCCGAUCAAAAGACGAUUAGGGAAUGUUACGCAGCGGGGUUGAAAAUGUUUCCUAGGGAGGUAAGGCGGAGAACCGGACGGUCCGAGGUGGCCAUGACCGAUCUGGAUCCCCGAACCAACACUGAUGAUCGGUUGGAACCAAUCGGCGAGACAUUACCCGUCAUCAUAGGACCGGACCCUACACAGACAACUCUUAUAGCCCAGGGCAUGGAUCCUGAAAUAGAGAGACGACUCAAGGCCACAUUAUGGCACAACCGCGAUCUGUUCGCCUGGACGGCGACUGAUCUGCCCGGCAUACAUCCCUCGGUCAUGUCCCAUAGACUUAGCUUGUGCAAGGAAGCUCGCCCGGUGGCACAGAAGAAGAGGAAAAUGGGAGAAGAGAAGCGCAAGGCAGUGGAAACUUAA
Vigna radiata var. radiata (mung bean) is the source of this 1950-nucleotide messenger RNA. RefSeq lists its product as uncharacterized. The coding region runs from base 1 to 1950 and encodes 649 amino acids. Lineage: Eukaryota; Viridiplantae; Streptophyta; Magnoliopsida; Fabales; Fabaceae. The transcript has a single exon. The record is from RefSeq and is a predicted model, not a curated record.